Molecule: messenger RNA, 1362 nt
Organism: Strongyloides ratti
Lineage: Eukaryota; Metazoa; Nematoda; Chromadorea; Rhabditida; Strongyloididae
Product: Hexokinase family and Hexokinase, N-terminal domain and Hexokinase, C-terminal domain-containing protein
Exons: 3
Coding region: 1-1362 (453 amino acids)
Biological process (GO): intracellular glucose homeostasis; glucose 6-phosphate metabolic process; glycolytic process
Cellular component (GO): mitochondrion; cytosol
Molecular function (GO): glucokinase activity; ATP binding; fructokinase activity
Source: RefSeq, a predicted model, not a curated record
AUGGCAGCUAAUUGGAACAAAGAUGUUCAAAAUAUUUUGGCUUCAUUUCAUAUUGAUGAUUUUCGUUUACAAAGAAUUUCAGAUGAUAUUCAAAAAGAAUUUGAUUUAGGUCUCAAAUAUGGAUCUGAGAAAAGUUCAAUUGCAAUGUUACCAUCUUAUGUUCCUGCUUUACCUGAUGGAUCUGAGGUAGGAGAGUAUGUCGCAAUUGAUCUCAGCGGUAAAAAUUUGAGAAUCAUGCUUUUAACUUUAUCUGGACAUAAAGCAGAUCCUGUUGCAGUUAGUUGUAAUUUUAUGGUGUCUCAAAAUGUAAUGAAAGGAACAGGAGAUCAAUUAUUCAAUUUUAUCGUAAAUUGCCUUCAAAAAUUUUUAAGAGAAUUUAAUCUUGAAAGUACAAGUCUUCCAAUUGGUUUUGUUUUCUCAUACCCAUGUGAAUUGUUAUCAAUUCGUUCAGCAAGAUUAUUAUGGUGGACUAAAGGUUUUGACAUCAAAGAUUGUCUUCAAAAAGAUGUUGUUCAAUUACUUGAAGAGGCACUUGAAUUAAAUUUAGAAACUCAAGGUCGUAUAAAAGCUGUCAUGAAUGAUACUGUUGGACAGUUAGCUGCUGCUGCACAUAAAUAUGGUCCUGAGUGUAUUCUUGGUGUUGUAAUUGGUUAUGGUUGUAAUUCAUCUUAUUUAGAAGAUGUUAAAAAAAUUGAAAAAUUUGAUGCAAAAAGUGCUAAUUAUGUUCAUGAUAAAAUGGUUAUUGUUACAGAAUGGGAAGAAUUUGGGGCAAAAGGAGAAUUAGAUGAUAUUCUUACUCAAUUUGAUCGUGAUAUUGAUAAUAAUUCUGUUCAUCAAGGAAAACAAAUAAUUGAUAAACUUACUGGAGCUUUGUAUUUAGGAGAACUUGUUCGUAUGGUUUUGUCUCAAUUAAAUCUUGAUAGAUUACUUUUUAAUGGGAUGCCAGUAGAAAAAUUAGAUAUGCCAGAAUCUUUUCCUACAAAAUAUAUUUCUGAAAUUUUAGGAGAACCAGAAGGUGUCUAUAAACAUUGUAGAAGAAUCUGUGAAGAAUUAGAAGUAUCAACUCAUGGUACAUCUGAUUAUGCUAUUAUACGUGAAGUAUGUCAUGUUGUCUCAGCUAGAUCAGCAGCAAUUGUUGCAGCAGCUAUCAAUGCAUUGUUACGUCAUCUUGAUGUAAAAAAUAUUAAGAUUGGUGUUGGUGGUGCUCUUAUACAAUUUCAUCCCACAUAUGACAAGUUAUUAGAAAAAAAGCUUCGUGAUCUUGUUGAUCCAUCAGUUAACUGGCAAUUAGUUCCUGCUGAAGAAGGUUCUGCUAGAGGAGCUGCUUUAAUUGCUGCAGUAACUGAAAAACUUAAGUUGUAA